This is a messenger RNA of Felis catus (domestic cat), 5291 nucleotides long. RefSeq names its product family with sequence similarity 43 member A (gene FAM43A). The transcript has a single exon. The record is from RefSeq and is a predicted model, not a curated record. Bases 3003 to 4304 code for a protein of 433 amino acids. NCBI's taxonomy places the organism in Eukaryota, Metazoa, Chordata, Mammalia, Carnivora, Felidae.
UUUUACCGGAAUUUUUGGUUUGGAGCACAUACAGUGUACUUCAUUGCCACUGCAAGAUAUUCCAGAACUUUGAGCAGAAGAGGAAUUAACCUUGGCUUAAAUGGCUUAUUAUAGUCCUAACUAGUUCAUUCCAGCACCAGGCCUGGUAUCCCUCCCUUAGCCCAUUAGUGUAGCUGAGGAGUAAGGCAUCAUAGCUCUGGUCUAAUGACACCCUGGGGCGAGUCAGCCAUGAAAAAGCCAUUCCGUCCCUCAGAGACUAGGAGGGCCCCAAAAGCAGGAUCAGGAAACUUUCUUUACUCACUGUUAAUAAUCAUUAAACUCCAUCCCAAUCUGCACAUGUGCAUGCAUUUUCAUGUUCUGUAAUUUCACUGUCCUCUAUAUCCCGAAAGCCCUUCAACUUUUCCCUGCUUGGAACAAUCCUGUUCAUUCUUCAAACACCACCUUCUGUGGAGCCUUUUCUGAUUUUUCUACUCAUAACAAACCUUCUCUUCUUCCGGCUUCUCUUAGUACUUUGAGACUUUCUCAGGGCAUUUAGCCCGCUCUGCCUUCUGGCUCACAUGUAUGUCUCAUUCAUUAGGUCAACGAUCAAGUAGUGCCUAUUUGUACUAGGCACUGGGGGAUACAGGGUGCUCUCACAGUUUCAGUGGAAGCCUAGAGCUGGGUGGAAUUUUUACAUCCUUUAUUGGACUGGGAGCUUCUUGGAGACAGGACCUGGGUCUGCUCCCAGCUAAGGGCUUGGCAGCAAAAAGUACUCGGAAAAGUUACAUUGAAACUCAGCACCAAUGACUCUGAGAAAAUUGGGUUAGAAUUCAAAGAAAAGUUAAAAGUUAACAAAGGUAGCUCCAGACUAUUUCCAGGAGGGGCUACAGUGGCUCUGAAAUCAGCAGUGUUGACAUGGAAGCCAGAGACAUCCGAGAUCCCCAGUGGAUUGGGCCUGUGGGGUAAGAGGGUCCACUGUCCUCUUCCGGGACCAACUUGGGAGUUAGAUGCAGGACCAGUCUGGACAUUUAUCACACAUUCCAGCCUAAAGGUUUUUUUUGGCUUUGACUGAGCAGACCAUGGAGGCAAGCAGGUUUUCUUGAAGGCCCAGAAAUGAGUUACAAGCCAAGGGUCAAGCUGGUCAGAUGAUUAACGCUACACUGUUUGGGUGGCACAAGAGAAAAGCAUAAUAAUGUGAAUGUCAUUCUUUGUGGAGGGUGCCUGGUUAUCAGAUGCUGAAAUAGAAAAUGUCAUUUGAAUUUUUACUGGGAAUUCUCAUCCAAAUUGUGUCAAUGAUGUAAUAAAACUGAAUGACCGGCCUACCAAAGUGAGUUCUAACCACACACAUAAGCAUACUUAGAAAUUGUAUAGAGCUCAGAAAGCUGCUCUCCUCUGAGGCCUGAGAGCAAGAGCGGCCACUGCAAGGGAUUGGGGUCAGGAAGCACUUUAUUUAUGCACUAUAUACCAUAUUGUUCACUCCAGCCACUCCAUUAUGUUCAAUCUUAUUUUUCACUAUCUGCUUGCCUGUGCAGAAAGAGCUCCAAAUAGUAAAAGUCUCAGUGUUUUCUUUGCCUCUAUUUCCUUUAACGAAAUAAAAUUGUGAAAAAAAUAUAAUAUUAAACAGCACCCAGUCAUUCUCAGAGAGCUACCACACAAGGAAAGAACCACUAUUUCCCCAACUUUUUUGCAUAGUAAAUUACUCUAAAUUCCACCUUCCACCACUUCCCCCAGAAGUUUCGAUGUAGACAUAGGUUUAUUUAGUGAGUUGCAAUUCAGCCUGGGGGUGGAGUGCCAGAAUACAAGUUGCUUUUCCCGAGGGGUAACCCCAGGUCUUGGCGAUAUCCACAGAUAAAUGAGAUGUUGGAAAAUUUGAGAUGUAAUUGCGGGAUUGGACCGGUUUCCCCUUUCCCUCGGCAAAUGGCUGCAGCCAGGUCCCUUUAAGAGACCAGGAACCCGCCGGGCGUCCGAGCCCGAAACGCAUCCUCUUCUCUGCUCCUCCCCUGUCCCCGCGCGCCGAAUGGUUCGCGCCGGCCUAUAUUUACCCGAGAUCUUCCUCCCGGACCGCAAGGAUGUGAGGCUGGCCAGCCGGACACCGCUCGCAGCACGGGACAGGCACGCCGCACGGGCGGACAGCAGUCCGAAGGGACCUCGGGAGCGGAGUCGGACACCCCCGGAGGGAAGAAAUGAGGUAGCGACCGUCCCCAGAGCCGACCAUGCGCGCGCGCCGCCCUCGGCGCCCGGUGCUGCCCCGGUCGAGCCAGCCGGGACAGUGAGCCGGCCGAGCCCGAGUACCCCGCGUCCGGCCGGAGCGAAGAUGCAGUGAGCCACAGCCGGAGUGCUGCGCCGGGCCCGCCGCGGCCAGCGGGAGCAGCGUCUGACUGCACUUGGGGCAAGCAGCUGAUUCUGGGACCAGCCCAGUCGAGGGACUCUCGGUCUUCCGCACCCCUUGGGGUGGGGGAGCACUGGCCCCUGGGCACACUCGCCAUCCAGUUUCCGCAGCUUCUAGUCUCAGCCCAGGGGAUUGUGUGUGUGUGUGUGUGAGAGAGAGAGAGAGAGAGAGAGAGAGAGAGAGAGAGAGCGAGAGCGGGGGAGUUCCACGUUCGCCCAGGAGUUCCUGCAUAUUCUCGCCCCGUCCCGGCUGCUUUGGCCGGGGUCCCCUCUCUUUGCACGCGCGCAUCUUUUUCUCGUUCUACUCUCAUUCCGUCUUUCCUUUUACUUGCCUAAGACUCUUAGUCCUGGUCCUUGCCCGGGCUGAGGUAAAUCUGUGCGCGCUCCCCCCCCCCCCCGGCCGCCCCUCGCAGCUGAAUAUUUUCUUUCCAUUAAAAAUUUUUACCCAUACCUUCUUUGGUGGGGGUCCCCGAGCAUUCUACUCUCUACCCACUUCUCUACCACUGGGCCACUCUCAGCAGAGUUUUAUUUUUCUGUCUUGCCCGGGCCGAGCCCGGCCGGGGCGAGUGGCUCAGCUGGGCUCGCACCCGGCGCUCCGCCGCCGCCGCCCAGCUGCGCGGGGGCGCCCUCCGGAGAUGCUGCCGUGGAAGAAGCACAAGUUCGAGCUGCUGGCCGAGGCGCCGCCACGGCAGGCGUCCAAGCCCAAGGGCUACGCGGUGAGCCUGCACUACUCCGCGCUCAGCUCGCUGGCGCGGGCGUGCCCCGAAGGCGCGCUCAGCCGGGUGGGCAGCAUGUUCCGCUCCAAGCGCAAGAAGCUGCACAUCACCAGCGAGGACCCCACUUACACCGUGCUCUACCUGGGCAAUGCCACCACCAUCCAGGCGCGCGGCGACGGCUGCACUGACCUAGCGGUGGGCAAGAUCUGGAGCAAGAGCGAGGCGGGCCGUCAGGGCACCAAGAUGAAGCUGACUGUGAGUGCGCAGGGCAUCCGCAUGGUGCACGCCGAGGAGCGCGCACUGCGCCGCCCGGGCCACCUCUACCUGCUGCACCGCGUUACCUAUUGCGUGGCGGACGCUCGGCUGCCCAAGGUCUUCGCCUGGGUAUACCGGCACGAGCUCAAGCACAAGGCGGUAAUGCUGCGCUGCCACGCGGUGCUGGUGUCUAAGCCCGAGAAAGCGCAGGCCAUGGCCCUGCUGCUCUACCAGACGUCGGCCAACGCACUCGCGGAAUUUAAAAGGCUCAAGCGGCGGGACGAUGCGCGUCACCAGCAGCAGGAGCUGGUGGGCGCGCACACCAUCCCGCUAGUGCCGCUGCGCAAGCUGCUCCUGCACGGACCCUGCUGCUACAAGCCGCCGGUGGAACGCAGCCGCAGCGCGCCCAAGCUGGGCUCCAUCACCGAGGACUUGCUCGGCGAACAGCAGGAGCAGGAGCUGCAGGAAGAAGAGGAAGAGGAGCACACCGAGGGCUGCCUGGAGGAGGAGGAGGAGGAGGAGGAGGAGGAGGAGGAGGAGGAGGAGGAGGACCGUGUUGGGGAGGAGGACCCGGCAGCGGAAGAGGCCGAGGCGCAGCGGGCGCUGGUGGUGGCCAUGCACUUGGAAUGCGGGGACUUGCUGGACACGCUGGAGAGUGGCCGCGAGGAGGCGCUAGGGGGUGGCGGGGACUCGGUGGGCCCCGGGGCUGGGCCGCCGCCUCUGCUGCUGGGCAGCGCCUCUGACGUGAAGGCCGAGCUGUCGCAGCUUAUUAACGACCUUGGCGAGCUCAGCUUCGGCAACGACGUGCGCAGCCUGCAGGCCGACUUGCGGGUGACGCGCCUGCUGUCCGGCGAGAGCACCGGCAGCGAGAGCUCCAUCGAAGGUGGGGGCCUGGACGCCUCCUCGGCCACCGCCGGGGACCGGUCGGGCCCUGACGACAGCGCGGGCCCAGAGGAGCCCCACUAGGGCUGAGAUCCCAUCAGCCUACUGCGCGUGCCCCUAGCGCCCCACCGUGACUCCCCACGGGUCUUUCGACAACCUCCUUACCCGCAGUUCUCCUCCCCCCUCCCCCAUCCCUCCGCCCCCCUCCCCAGAAGCGGGGAAAUGGGACACUUGAGGCCCAGGGUUACCCUGCCCCUCUCCUUCGGCACAUUUGGCUCUGUUUGAAGAGGUGAAGAGGGCUGAGGUUGCGGGUGGAGACAUGCGAGGGGGCAAACCCUGCACGGAAGGAGAGAGAGGCAGGGGUGAGGCAAGGGCCCGCUGGUUAGCGGGCCUGUUGGUUAGCAGUCCCACAGGCAAGAGGUGCCUGCCGGCCAGUUUCCUGUUUGUGGGGCAGCUGGGGCCUGAGGAGGAGGGGUUAAUUUCCUCUCCACCCCACCGACCCGCCGGAAUAACAGUAACUGGGAGCCGCCUAGCGCUGUCCUUGACAUGUCAUUAAAAAAAAAAAAAAAUCUGCUCUCACAAUGUUUGAGGCUCUAAUGCCACCUCCUUGCCCCAGUCUUUUUGGUGCGAGAGCUUGGGUUGUUUACCUCAGACUCAGACCCUUGAAAUUCUGCCAAAUUCCUCAAAUAACUGUUUAGGGGUUGUGGGGGGGGGGUGGGGAUGAGAGAAAGUUGCAUUUUGUUUACAGUUAAAGACAUCGAAUAUCUGAAAAAGGAGUUUUCCUUUCAAAACACACACUUUACUCCUGCUCAAAAGAUCUCCCUCCAUGAUACUGUGUAAAAUAUUUUGCACUGUUGUGAAGUAUUUUUGACAUUUUUUUUUUGUACAUAACUGUGUUCUCAGAGCUAAAUGUUUAUAUCUUUUGCUGUGCAAAAGGGACAUGUAAAAUGUUGUUCAGUUGUACAUACAGAAAUGUGUAUAAAACAUUUUGUUAUUUUUUAAGAGUAGCCCUGCUCUGGUUCUGUUUGCACGUCCAGCGGGGAGAGAAUAAAGAGGACAAUGUUAACAGAA